Cyclocybe aegerita is the source of this 2601-nucleotide messenger RNA. NCBI's taxonomy places the organism in Eukaryota, Fungi, Basidiomycota, Agaricomycetes, Agaricales, Hemipholiotaceae. The record is from the annotation of a GenBank genome assembly.
AUGGCCCCACCUCCUCCCCCGCCGCCUCCUCCGCCCAUCUGCUUCCCGUUUUCAAACAAGAAGCCCAAACGUCGUCUCUCGUGGUCCUCGUCGGACAAGUCCCUCCCUCUCCCUCCCCAUCCAGACACAAAAAUUAUCAGACAUCCGUCGUUCUCCCCCACUACCACUCUUACCUCGAGAGCGGAAAGCCUGACCUUCCACUCCGACUCUGAGAAGUACGACGAGGUCCCCGACGCCCUCCCCGUGAUAACCAAAGGCGACAAAGGUCGUCUAGCUCGGUCGAAUACCAUGACUGGCACCAAAAAGUCCACGGCUACUUCGAAGUGGGGCUACGGAUGGGGUGUCGGGAAGAAAGACAAAGAGAAGGAGAGGGAGGCGGAGAUGAGGGAGAAAUCGACUUCGCAGGUGAACCUGCCGUUAUAUCAGCCGGUUGUGCGCCGGGAUUCGCGGUCGACGCAGGCGAGUAGGUCGACCCAGCGGACGCAGGACACGCAUCGGACACAAGACACGCAGCGCACGCAUGUGAGCGGGCAAAGCAAGGAAACGUACAGGAGCAAUAGCAGUCGAUCCACCGCCCCUAAACCUCGCCCGCCGUUGGUGGGAGGGCAUACCCUCCACCCUCAGGACUCGACAUCUACCCUUGUAGGCUCGGCCUACGAGCGCAAGAUCAACGAUGACAACACUCCGCGGAUACGACAGGACACGACAGAGAGAUUGGAUGAGAUGCGGCGUCUGAUGCUGAAAGAUAACUUGGACUACUAUGUCGUCCCGAGUGAGGAUGCUCAUGGAUCAGAAUAUGUUUCCGCUAGCGAUAAACGGCGCGAGUUCAUUUCUGGCUUCACUGGCUCUGCUGGUCAAGCCAUCAUCUCGAGGACGUCGGCGUAUCUUUUCACAGACUCUCGGUAUUGGCUUCAAUCGCAGGAAGAGAUUGACAACAACUGGACGUUGGUGAAGGUUGGGUCGGUGGGUGUGCAUCAGGAUUGGAUCGAGUGGAUCUUGCCUCGGGUUGUGAAGGGCACUCGGAUUGGCAUUGACGCACGCAUGGUUUCGCACGAGAAGGCUACCUUGAUCAACUCCAAAAUCGCCCCUCUAGAUGGAAAGCUCGUGUACCCCCCACAGAACCUUGUCGACCUCAUCUGGAGAGACAAGCCCACCAAGUCUUUGGAGAUGGUCUACAUCCAGAGUGUAGAGUUCGCGGGCAGGGAUGCACCGUCUAAGCUGGCGAAAGUCCGAGAUUGGAUACGCCAGCAACCGCCAGCUGUGUCGGCCUUCUCGAAGCAAGAGCCAGGUCCUUCACAUAUGCACGUCGCGACCCUGGUUACUUCUCUAGCAUGCAUUGCCUAUGUCCUGAAUCUCCGUGGCUCGGACAUCCCAUACAACCCUCUAUUCCACGCCUACCUCUUCGUCGGGUUCGACACUGCCAUUCUUUUCGUCGAACCCGCGAAGCUUCAUCCAGACGUUAUCCAUUACCUUGACUCUAUCGGCGUCCAGCAUCGCGGGUACACCGACCUCUGGCCCUUCCUGAGACGCAGAGAAUGGGGUGAAGGAAAAGUCCUCAUUGCGCCGCAGACAUCUUACGCCAUCUCGCUCAUGCUCACACACUUCCGCUACACCAUCGCACCCUCGCACAUCGAACAUAUGAUGUCCAUCAAGAAUGAGAUCGAGAUCGACGGUAUGCGCAGGGCCUAUCUGCGCGAUGGAGUUUCCUUCGUCCGGUUCCUUGCGUGGCUUGAGAGCAAGCUCGCGGAAGGCUACGAAAUCACGGAAUACGAAGCUGGGUUUAGGCUGACGGAAUUCCGCCGCAAGAACAAGAACUUCAUGGGUCUUGCCUACGAGAACAUCUCUGCGAGUGGUCCGAACGCAGCUCUACCCCACUACUCUCCUCGUAAGGCCACCGCAGCGAUGAUAGCGAAAGAUGCACCGUAUCUCAAUGACUCAGGAGCGCAAUACUACGAUGGCACCUGCGAUACAACCCGCACGGUGAUUUUCGGAAGACCUACACCAGAGAUGUGCGAAGCCUACACUCGGGUUCUCCAGGGCCAUAUUGCCAUCGAUAGUGCGAUCUUCCCGGAAGGUACCUCAGGCCGUCAGCUGGACGUGCUCGCGCGCAAGGCUCUUUGGAAAGACGGCCUCAACUACAUGCACGGCACAGGGCACGGCUUUGGCGCGUUUUUGAGCGUGCACGAAGGCCCUCACAGCUUCUCGAGCAAUGUUCCACUGGUUCCUGGUCAUGUUAUCACCAACGAGCCUGGUUUCUAUCUGGAAGGCAAGUGGGGCAUGCGUAUCGAGUCCGCCUUGGUCGUAAGGAAAGUUAAGAGGCUAACGCAAUCCGCCUGGCAGACACGAGGCGAAUUCAAUGGAGACGUGUGGCUUGGCUUCGAACGGUUCACAUGCGUGCCGAUCCAGACGAAGAUGGUCAAGGAGAGCAUGCUUACCAAGGAAGAGAAGCAGUGGAUCAAGGAUCACAACCAGAAGUGCUAUGACAGGAUUGCACCAUUCCUCAAGGACGACAAGCGUGCGCUGAAGUGGCUCAAGCGAGAAUCCGAGCGUGGUAUCGGCCUUGCGCCUUCUGCUGCUGGCAUAUCCAUCGACUGGGAUUAA